Penicillium argentinense is the source of this 1881-nucleotide messenger RNA. RefSeq names its product arrestin (or S-antigen), N-terminal domain protein. Gene Ontology annotation, cellular component: cytosol; plasma membrane; cytoplasm. The transcript has 4 exons. Bases 1 to 1881 code for a protein of 626 amino acids. Gene Ontology annotation, molecular function: ubiquitin protein ligase binding; protein-macromolecule adaptor activity. The record is from RefSeq and is a predicted model, not a curated record. Lineage: Eukaryota; Fungi; Ascomycota; Eurotiomycetes; Eurotiales; Aspergillaceae. Gene Ontology annotation, biological process: ubiquitin-dependent endocytosis.
AUGGCCGCUUCGGCGACAAUCUUGCUGGAUAGCCAGCACAAACAUUACACCAACCUGGACUUUCUCUCGGGUAAGGUCGUCCUCACCCUCCCGGCUGAGGCGGCCAUUGGCGGGAUCCAAGUCAAGUUGGAGGGCGAGAGUCGGACGCGACUGUCUGGCCCACGGAACCCGCACAAUGUCAACUCGGAGAAGAAGCGCACGGAGCUGGAGGUGCACAAAAUCUUGUACAAGGUUGCGACCGUCUUCCCCACGCCGGCUGUCAUGCAGACCGGGUCGCCCGCAACGUCCUACACCUUUGCCCCGGGCACCUAUGAAUAUCCAUUCCAGUUCAAGUUCCCUUUCAACAAUGCCUGCAGUAGUCACAACAGCAUGCUCACCAACCUCAAUUUCACCGGUCUCAAGGUCGAGAUGGCCCGCGACACGAACCGCCAUGUGAAAAAGACUCUGCCGCCAUCCCUGAGUGGAUUCAAUGGACAGGCCGAUAUCAAAUACUUUGUCAAGGCAACAGUCAUCCGCCCACAGUUCUAUAAAGAGAAUAUCCGAGCCAUAAUACCGCUGAACUUCCUCCCGAUUGAGCCACCGCGAACAGGCAAUCCCAAUGAAGAGACCUACGCCAGGCGCCAACACCAAUUCGGCAAGCCGCCCCCCAAUUACAAGAAAAAGAAUAUUUUCUCGCGCGGCUCGAGCAAAGACGCCCAAUCCGAUCCUCCAAAGGUCACACUCGAUGCUCGUCUCCCGAACCCUUCAAUUCUUACCUGCAACGAGCCCGUGCCGCUGCGUAUGAUUCUGAAGAAAACAACCGACUCGCCGGAUAUCAUCUACCUUCAAAUGCUGCAAAUUGAGCUGAUCGCAUACACCAAAAUCCUCGCGCAUGAUCUUACAUGGCAAGAGACGGGGUCUUGGGUUGUCGUUAGCCGAAGCAAUAUGAACAUGCCAUUGGGCAAACCCGGCGAUGCAGCCAAUACCGAAUGGACGAUUGACCCAACUCUCUGGACCAAUCUCCCUCUCCCCAACUCGGUAGCACCCUCGUUCGAGACCUGCAACAUCGAACGAAGCUACGAGCUCGAAGUCCGCAUCGGCCUCAUGCACGGCACACCAGGAGCCAUGAAAGUACGUCACCACCACCGACGACUCACCUACUAUCCAACCGCUAAUCUCCCACCCCAGCCUCAACUCAUUGUUCUCCCCCUUCGCAUGCCAGUCAAAGUCUACUCUGGAAUCGCACCCCCACAAGCCCUCCUGGACGCCAUGGCCGCCGCAAAACUGCAACCCUCCCCGACAAAAACUAAACCAACCUCCCGACCAUCCUGGCCCACAACCGGCGAGUCUGCUCCCAGGCCACCCAUGCCCCCACGGCCAGCAGACGGACCCAUCCCAGCAGACGCAGGCGCUGUGUAUGACGACGCACCCCCCAGCUACGAGGAUGCAAUGGCCGACAAUCUCGGUCCGGUGGAUGGACCACGCCGCGAGUAUCACCCACCCGACGCCUCUACCACCCGGAUGGAACCUGGAACUGAUGCCAAAUCCCCAGUCCAGGGCAAGGACCGCGCGGCGGGCCCAGCUGAGGGGUUUGCGGCAAACAGUCACGAUCGCGAACGUCGAUCCUCCUCGGAAUCCUUUGACAUGUUACCCACCACGCCUCCCGAAUCCAAUUCCGGAUCCCCACCCACCUCACCUGUCCGUCGAUCCCAGAGUACGAUGAAGGGUCCGCGUCACACCGUGGACGAGGAGAGUCCGCCCCAGUACCAGCCUGUUGCGGAGGGAUCGCAGUUACCUGCUUCCAGCUCGCAGGCGCGGCCGUCACGGAGUAACUCACGCCCUAUGAACCUGGGCGUCCCUACCCGGAAGCCUGUUCCACGGACCUCGGAGCGGUCUCGCUAG